Messenger RNA from Adineta ricciae, 1494 nucleotides. NCBI's taxonomy places the organism in Eukaryota, Metazoa, Rotifera, Eurotatoria, Adinetida, Adinetidae. The record is from the annotation of a GenBank genome assembly.
AUGGCGAUUAUUGUUUCUGCUUUUGCUGCGUUUGGUGGCUUAUUAUAUGGUUACGAUACUGGUUCGAUAUCGGGAAUAAUUGAAAUGAAAUGCUUUUUAAAAAUAUUUGGCUCAAAACAAGUCAAUGCAGCAUACGCUCUUAGUUCAAAUGAUAAAAGUUUAAUUGUCUCGAUUUUAUCUGCAGGAACGUUUAUCGGUGCUCUACUGGGCUACCCAUCUGGUGAUUAUCUUGGUCGUCGUCGCGGAUUAAUUUGUGCGUGUCUAAUCUUUUCUAUUGGUAUUGCUUGUCAAACAGCUGCUAGUGCAUUUCCUCUCUUCGUAAUUGGACGUUUUAUUGCUGGAUUAGGUGUUGGUAUCAUAUCUUGUAUUGUUCCAAUGUAUCAAUCGGAAUGUGCACCGAAAUGGAUUCGUGGAGCGAUUGUAUCAGCUUAUCAGUUGUUCAUCACCAUCGGACUUUUACUUGCUGCGAUUGUUAAUAAUGGAACGAAAGAUUUUGAUUCUUCGAAUUGUUAUCGAAUACCUACUGGUCUUCAAUUGAUUUGGUCAGCAAUUCUUGCAUUCGGAAUGUUUUUACUACCUGAAUCUCCGCGUUAUCUCGUUAUGAAAGGGAAGGUUGAUGCAGCGUAUCAAUCCCAAGCAAAACUUCGUUCGAAGAACGCUGAUGAUCCGGAAGUUGAUAAUGACAUCAAAGAAUUGAUCAAUGAUUUGGAAUUAAUGAAAACAUACAGUGCAAGUUCGUAUGCUGAUUGUUUUCGUAUGGGACCACAGAAGAAUCUUCUUCGAACAUUAGUUGGUAUUUUUCUUCAAGCAUGGCAACAAUUAACUGGCAUUAAUUUUAUCUUCUAUUAUGGAACAUCAUUUUUUCACGCAUCAGGUAUUUCUCAACCAUUUUUAAUCACAAUUAUCACGAAUAUCGUGAAUGUCGUAAUGACCAUUCCCGGUAUGUUACUCAUGGAUAAACUUGGUCGACGAAAAAUUCUCAUUAUUGGUGCAAUUGGGAUGUUAAUUUGUGAAUAUAUUGUUGCCAUCAUUGGCACAAUUGUUGGACAAUCGAAUCCAUCUGCUCAAAAGACACUUAUUGUAUUUGUUUGUGUUUACAUCGCAUUCUUUGCUUCUACUUGGGGUCCAGCUGCUUGGGUUAUCACAAGUGAAAUUUAUCCAAUUUCCAUUCGAGCGAAAUGUAUGUCGUUUUCCGUGGCAUCGAAUUGGUUAUUUAACUUUGCACUUGGUUAUGCAACACCGUACAUGGUCGAUGAAGACAAAGGAAAUCUCGGAUCGAAAGUAUUCUUUCUGUGGGGUUCAACGUGUCUUGGUUGUCUCGUUUUUGCCAUGUUUUGUAUUUGGGAAACAAAAGGUUUAUCUCUCGAACAAGUGAAUUAUUUAGUGAGAAAUUCUUUGCCAAUCAAAUCUGCAAAACUCAAUCAACAAUUAACAAAGGAUAAUAAUGAAUUGAACAAAAAAUGUGAUACAGUUAAUGAUUGUAACAACUUAUGA